CCUUGCACCUCUGUUACGUAUCGUCAUUGGUGGAAGGCACUAGCUGCAUUUCCCUAGUCCCCAAGUGCCCAAGUUUCAACGCCCGCAGCGACUUUGGCUGCGAUUCUACACUGCUGAACCCACUCAGACACACCUGCCUGCACUUGCUUCGACUCCCUAAGAACAGCCUUGAUAAUUUGUCACGGCCGACGGACUACACCCAUUCGAGAUCUUACCCGGCUUACUUGAAACGAGCAGCAGCGACGGCGCAACCUUGACGGAUAUUUCUGCAUCUCAGUAUUGUGGCAGCUCGUGCGACACUCUGCGGGGCAACGACUAGAUGCUCGAUCAGGUCGAGACUGCUUCGCAGAAACGAAAAGCCUCGCUAGCUCCGCCUACUGACGAUGAGGCGCUGAAACGUGUUAAGGUUGAGGCAAGCGACGGCGGGGCGCUUCCCCGCGAUGCCAGCCACAGCCACGACAGCAAUGGGGUCGACCAGGCCUCUGGCAGAACCAUUUCGCCGGCUGGGGUGCCAUCGAAGCAGCAAGAGCCACUAGAAGCAGCGCGCGGCGAGAGACCGGGCGACAUGGGAGAGCCAGCUUUGCGGUCCAAACCAAUGACGCAGAGGCCUCUUGUGCCGCCAGCAGCGGCAGCAGCAGCAGCAGCGGCCCGCCGUAACAUUAGCCAGGAGGAAAAGAAACGGGGGCAGCGCUUGUUCGGGGGCUUGCUCAACACGCUAAGUCAGACUACAUCCAGCUCACAGCACAAGAAGAGGCUGGAGAUGGACCGGCGUCAGCACGAGAAGGUACAGCAGAAGAGAGCCGAGGAUGACAGGCGCAGAGCCGAGAAGUUAGCAAGGCUCAACCGAGUCCGCAAGAUUGCCCAAGUCGAGUUUGAUGAGCAAAUGAUGCGAACCCGGCACUCGAGCAUGAUGACAGCGGCGCGGAGUCUCCGGACUAGGACCGAGCCGAGACUACACUACCGGCCGUGGCAGCUCACCGCAGACGAUGAACUCACUAUCGAAAAGCAAAUACGUGCAGCUGAAGAGACGGUAGAGCGGGAGAAGCAAGAGUUCAGGCGCAGCAAAGAGCGGAGACUCGACGAGUUGGGAGUUCCUCGCCCGCCCCCGUCUCAACAGCCAGAAACCUCGGUCGGUGAGCCCACACCUUUGCAAGAUACUAACCGCCACGCUCUGGCUCUACCAUCCAGGGUUCACGCUGGCGAUAAGGAUGCCGAUGACACCGGCGAUGAUUUGAUGGACCAGGACAAGGAGGAUACCGUUCUCUACUGACAAGAAAAGCCUCUCAAGACCUCCUGCCGCGGGGCUUAACUGCAACUUUUUCAUAUUGUAUGAUGAGUAAAGAUUACCUAUGCUGUAGGGUUUGUAGUGUUGUGUUUUUGGGCGGGGUCCGUUUUCCUCUGCGGCGCUUUGGCUCGUGUAGAUCUUCCCACUGACCCUGUAUGUGUAAGAUUCGAGGAGAGGUGGUUUGCUGUAUUGUUUGGGAGGUAACUCGGGCGGAAAGGGGGGCAAGGGGUGGGUGGAAUGCUUCUCUCAGACGAUUAUCGUAUCACGACGCACGUAAAUAAACUUUACGCACAUUUGCGUAUGGUAGCACGGCGCUCUAGCGGAUUGUUUUCUCUUUUUUUUGGGGGGGGGGCGGGUUUCAGAUUAUCGUAGCUUAGCUAAUUAAUUACCUACUAGUAACGAUCUAGCUGCUCAG
Messenger RNA from Lasiosphaeria miniovina, 1700 nucleotides. RefSeq names its product pinin/SDK/memA/ protein conserved region-domain-containing protein. Gene Ontology annotation, cellular component: catalytic step 2 spliceosome. The transcript is spliced from 3 exons. The record is from RefSeq and is a predicted model, not a curated record. Bases 320 to 1270 code for a protein of 316 amino acids. Lineage: Eukaryota; Fungi; Ascomycota; Sordariomycetes; Sordariales; Lasiosphaeriaceae.